AUGUACAAAAAAUUCGUACCCCUCAAUGCUACACAGAGUCCAACGAAAAAUCCCUAUGAAGUACGGACAUAUAUGGGAGAACCUCUUAAAUCACAACAUCCGGAAUGGAGAACCGAAAAUUGUGGUUAUGAUCGUCACUGUGAUAGUCGUCCUCAAAUACCGGAUAAACGAAGGACACUUACACUGGAAGAGGAAAUACGAAAAAUUCAUCGGCGUACGCGAGCUAAUAUUUACACUAAACGUUGCAACAAUGCAAAAUGUCAGGAAACUGAUUCAUAUUUGACCUGUGUAAUGCCUCAGCGUUCGCCAAAAGAUUUGAAACGUCACGGGGUAUUACGUGAAAAAUAUUUACAUUUACAACGGAAUAUGGGAGAAUAUGUUCACGACGUCAAUGAUAUUUAUUCUGUUCAUGCGAAUAUGAUAAAAUUAGAAAGUCCUCCCGGGGAUUCGGAUGAAGAUGAUCGCGGAGAGUGGGAAGGAGAAGAAGAAGGGGAAACUGACAUUAGACCACAAUUAGCCAGUCCUGAAUGUAGUAUGGAAUUGCUAUAUGUACCGACGCAAAGAAUUCUUGAAUUACAACGUCCCAAAAGUGGUGUGUAUAUCAAUGAAAGUGAGCCACCAAAUUUUUAUCCCACCGAUGGCAUACCCUUUAGUACCUAUAAUCCCCGGGUGCUACAACAACAAUUUGAUAAUCAACAGCUAAAGAAAAUUGACAUAAUAACGGGUAGAACGUCAAAGGAUUUGUGGACUUGGAAUUUGGGUUUGCAGCAGAGGGAAAGUGAUUUGGAUCGUCGUUUUAUAGAUGCUGCGGUGCAUAAAUUUGAUUGCAAUAAUGCGGAACUUAUGGUUUAUAAAAUACCCAAUGAUUUGGAAAAGACAUUUAGGGCCCAGGUAGUUUUUGGUUCCCGGGCUCUCACAUUGGAAACACUAAUAAAAAAGAAGGGAUCAUAUAACCGACCCAAAGAAAUGGCCUGCCUUUUUGUAGCCUUCGUAGAAAGUUUUCGUUUAAAUGCUGACUUUUGGACUAUGGAAACGUUGGAUAACAUCUUGAAAAUGGCUGACAAACUGAUUGCCAAAAGCCAUAAAAUGAAUUAUAAAAGCCCCGGUGGCGAUUACGAUAUUAUACCCCAAAUACAAGAGAGGCAAGCAGAGCUGGACUUGAAACUGCAUUUCAAGGGUGCCCUGAGAUGUGAACCCAACAUUUAUAAGGCAAUGAGUUUGUAUUUCAACAAAUACAAUGCCUGUGUCCUUUGUUCCGCCCACCUAUAUUUGUUGAUAUGGAAAAGAUGUAAAAAUUCCUAUUACAUUUUCGAUCCCAAUGGGCGGGCAGAGAAUUGUGAGCGGGAUUUUGAGAACGGCCGAUGUUCACUGAUUUCAACUAAUUUCGUCGAACAUUUGGUCCAUUUGGUGGUAAACAUUAGCCAGGCUAAUAUGGACGAGGAAUUCCGUUUGUAUGAAAUCUAUUUGAAAAGUUUUGGUAAGAUCCCAGAACCCUUGGCCAAGAAACCCCAACCGAAGACGUUGCACAAACUGUGGAUUGUGGUGAAUGAAAGCUUUGCCCUAAUACCGGGUUGUAAUAAUGGCCUAUUUCAACCGAAUUCAGAUUUAAUACCAAAUCCAUCCAUGUUGAUCUCGGUCAUGGCCAUAUUGUAUGCAUUGAUCGAAAGGCCAAUGGAAUGGCAGUCGGAUACAGUGGAUGAACUAAUACGCCUUGGAACGGCCUAUUAUAAAAGUCUGAGACGCAAGCUGAAAUUGAAAGAUAAUCAGCAGAUAAAUGUCAACGAUCUGCCAGAUAAAUAUGUUUUGGGCACCUUUAAGGCCUCAUUGAAAAAGGCCGCUUUCUUCUAUACGGGUACCGUUAACGAGUCGUGUAAAAAGUUCAUGGAUUCUUUGCUGGCGUUUGGCCUGAAAGGUUUGUUCGAUGCCAAAUGGGAGGCAGCUUUAAUACAAAUCGAUAAUUCGGUGGUGUCCACUUGGAGGGAUGGUGAGUUGUUCUACGUCUAUGAUCCAUUUCGCCGGGGAAAGGUGGGACAAGUAUUGGAUCCUGAAGAUUAUAUGUCCAAAGGUUAUGCCGUCCUGCAGAUGCAUUCGAAUUUUGAAUCUCUUUUGAAAAUACUACACGAAAAGGCAUUGCAAAUGCGCCGAGGUGGAAAAUUGUUUUUGCAUGCCAUCAAUGUGGGCUGCAUCAAGCCCAUCAUGGAUGGGAAAACAAGGAAGUUGAGGUAUCCCAAAUUAAAAUUGACACCUGAGACAUAUAAAGCCAAAAAAUCAAAGAAGACCAAAAAAGAUAAGAAGGAUAAAAAGAAAUUGGAAAGGGUUUGCAGCAUUGAAUCCCUAAAGGAACAUGAACGAAUACCUCUCUUAGAGGAUUCUGAAAUCAUUGAGCAUUUGGCGGAGGCAAUAGUUUGCGAAAUAAUUGAUUCCCUUCCAGAAUCGGCUGUCGAUAGACCGAAAUUGUAUAAACCUGCCGGUCAGGUAUUGCUGAGAUCCGAUCAAGAAUAUCUGCAACAAUUGAAAUAUAUGGUCCAACACGAUCAGGAUUAUGAUAAUGUACAUGAAGCAUUCCCCACACAUCCGCCAAACGAACCGCCUAUGAUAAGCCUAGAAGAAGAAUUAGCAAGUCCCAGUAAUUUCCAAAGUUUGUCAGAUGGUACGUGGAUAAUUCUGGGUUCCCAAAAACAGCCACGUUUAGAUGAGGAACAAACCAAGGUCAAGGGUUUGUUGUCGUGCCUCGUUACUUUCAGCCUCACAGGCCGUUAUAAAAUAUCCUCAUGGACCAGCCAGCUAAUCGAUUAUGCCCUUAAUUCCACAACAACAUUUGAAGAGGAUUUCCAAUCCUAUCAAUAUUUGUUGGGCGCCAUUUUAUCGUCAAGAAUACCCUCGUUGUGUUUGGGCCAUCGCAGUUACGAGCUCAAAGUACAGAGAAUCAUAAAAUCAGAUUUGAAGAAACCCUUAAGACAUGUCCUGCUCGAUUGUCUGAUUGACUACAAUCGGAUUUUGGUUAUAUGCCAGCAAUUCAGUUGUGUCCUUGUCAAGCGUUACAAUUUCCUUUAUAUGUUUAUUGGUUAUCCAGUUACCCCGGUGGGGUAUCGUCAAUUUAAGAAGGCCCCAGGAUGUUUACUUAGAUCCGUUGAAUUGGACUCGUUAAUAAAGCGUAUUGAAUUCGGUUGCAAUCCUCAAGGAUGUGAAAUUACCAAUUACGUGGUGAUACCAUUUAAGGUAUUCGAUAUUACCGAUGAGGAAAUUGGUCGCUAUAGGCCAUGGCCGAGAAAUGUGGAGGAACGCAUGUAUCAAGCCAGUCUGAAUGAACAGCAAAAACGUGAUGCCAGUAAGAAAUUCAAAUUAGAAUUUUUGAACAAUGAAUUACUGGCUGAAAGGGAGCGGCUAGAAGAAUUUCAAAUGGCCAAGGCGAGAGCGAAGCCAAGAAAAACGAAAUGGCCUCGGAAUAUAGAGACCUCUUCCGAAAUGGAAGCAGAUGAAGAAGAUGAUCACACCGUGGUUGCAGAUAAUGAAUAUGAAGAUGACAACGUUUCGUUGCCAACUAAACAUAAAUUCGGCUCCCACCUGGCCGAGUUGAAGGAGCCAUCACCACCUCAACCUCUGCUCUAUGGUUAUCAUUUACGCCACCAGGACUAUCUCUUUAAGAUCCAAGGCAGUAAAUUCUUAGAAGGUCGUGAUGAAUGUCUUAUGGAUGAAAUUAAACCCUGCUUCUUUGCCAGUACCCUUGCAAUCCUAUAUGCUAUACUCAAACCCCACAAUCAAUGGACCAGCCAGAGGAUAGAUCAAGUUAUUGAUUCCACCCUUAUACUUUGCACGGCCAUUGACGAUUUUUCCAAUUCAUCGGAAAGAAUUGUUAAAAAUAUCAGUGCCGAUGAUUACACCUUCGAUAUAUGGAUAAAGGUUUUUCAACCUUUGGGUCUUAUAGGAGACCUGGGCCAACAAAUUGAAAGGGCAAACAAGUUGAGAAAAUAUUUAUUGCUGCAAACGUCAAAUUGCACGUACGCCAUUUGUAAGGACACCAUUUGUAAGGACACCUAUUAUCAUUUAUUUGAUCCGUAUCCUUCUAUGCAUGUUUUGGAUAAAAUGCAAAAUGGUGAUGGCGAUGAGGUGGAAGAAGAUGACGGAGUGCAGAGGAGAAAAAUGAGACCGAAAGCUGUUAGGGGUAUUAAGCGUUAUCGUGAACGUAAUGCCGCCUCAUGGAUUUUAUUUGCGGAUUUAAAGUCGAUGGUGUAUUAUAUGGAUCAACGGGCAUGCAGUCCAUCGUGGAAGGAAAAUAAGGAAUAUUCUUUUUUGGUGCUCGAUAUUAUCUCUUAUAAGAAAUCCCCCCUAACAGCCAAUAUGCUCCAAUUACUUACCGGCGUAACGCCCUGCAACAUCCCCGGUGAAGAAGAAACCGCCAUAUGUGCUCACCAUGAAACCCCUGCAUGGCUGGAACAUUGCCUCCCCAUAUGGAGUCGUUUAAAUCGAAGAAAUUCCGCUGGGGUUUACCGUGGCGCAGCUGUUGCGAAAUAUAAGAAAUUCGAUAUUGAAAUUGACAACCGGCUCUGGUCACUGUGGGGUAAUUUACAUCCUCAAGCCGCCGUGUUCGAUAGCAACAAUCGUGGUAAACAAUAUCUGGCCUGUUGUGUAAUGGCCCUGUGUGCUACACGCCUUUAUAGACUUGUCGAUUGGAGUUCUGCACUGGUGGAUUCGAUUAUCAUCAAUGGCGAUCGGUACCAUGCGCAAAGUAUUGCCGACAUACAGAUUCGGGACUAUGAAAUGCGUGUCGAAGAUCUGGAUAUUGUAUGUCAAAUGGAUAAUGUAAAAUUUGAGGUACACCUUGAGCCGCUGUGCUACGGAAAAUUGUAUUCACGUCCGAAUUGUAAUCGCAUGAAUUUAGCGGAAGCUUUGUUGUAUUUCUUUCGAUCGCAUCAUAAUUUGGGAUUAUUACAAUGCUCCAAGAAGUGUUUGGCAUUUGGUCGUCUAGCAGCCGGUCCGGAUGGUGGUUAUUUUAUGUUCGACUGUCAGAGUCGAGAUCAUCCAUUGUUUGCCAAGGGCCAGGGGGCGGCCUAUGUCUUGCGUACAAAAUAUUUACAAAUUUUACUCUACUGCCUCGUCGUCACGCUGAACAUUCCCUAUUACAAUGUCCAAUUUAUGCUGUACAAAGUUGAAGCGUUACCUGAGAAUGCUUCGGUGGAGGAGGAGGAUGGUGAGGCUGGUGGUACAAGCUCAAACCAGAAUCAUUGA
Molecule: messenger RNA, 5226 nt
Organism: Musca vetustissima
Lineage: Eukaryota; Metazoa; Arthropoda; Insecta; Diptera; Muscidae
Exons: 6
Coding region: 1-5226 (1741 amino acids)
Source: RefSeq, a predicted model, not a curated record